AUGGACCCAACAGAACAGCCCUCGAAACAUGCAGAAAAUCUACAAAUUCCCGUAUCUGCGGACGAGGGAGCGUGUGAUGUCGAGCACGGCCGGUUGCCAGAAACUCGGGAAAAGUGUCAAGGGAGACUCGAGCCGAAGGAGAGCAAGAGAGAUGCUCAAGGUCAGGACAUGCUGGAGCCGUGGGAGCCGUCCGUCGGACCGCAUUCCGCCUUUACGCUGUGGCAGAAGCGGCUCAUCGUCUCCCUCGGCGCCGCCGGCGGCUGGUUCUCCACCGCGAGCAGCUUCAUCUUCUUCCCCGCCAUCCCGUUCCUGGCCCGGGACCUGCGCCAGAGCACGGAGCGCAUCAACCUCACGGUGACGUCGUACCUGAUUGCCUCGGGCGUGUUCCCGUCCAUCAUUGCCGGCCUGUCGGACGUGUACGGACGGCGGCCCAUCUUCAUCGCGGCGCUGGGGUCGUACGUGGCCGUCAACAUCGGGCUGGCGCUGCAGCGGUCCUUUGGCGUCUUGCUCGGGCUGCGGAUGCUGCAGGCGGCCGCAGUUUCUGGAACAUUCUCGUUCGCGUAUGGAGUGCUCGGCGAUGUCACGACUCCUGCGGAUAGAGGCGGAUUCAUUGGGCUCAUGUCCAUCUUCCUUAAUACACCGCAGAGUGUUGCCCCCCUCAUCAGCGGCUUGCUGCUGGUUCGAUGGAGCUGGCCGACGAUUUUCUGGUUCCUGGCCCUGGCGUCCGGGACCGUGUUCCUCUCCGUUCUCUUCUUCUUGCCAGAGACGUGCCGCAACGUGGUGGGAGACGGAACACUGCCCACGAAAUGGCCGAACAAGGUCAUCCUGCCAUGUUUGAAACCACCGAGGCCACGCCAGUCUGCCGGGUCCGCUGAAGCGGCCAAGCCAGUUCGGAAAAAGAUGAUUACGCCGCUGGAAAUAUUCAUGAUUUUCAAGAACCCCGGGACAACACUGUCGAUCCUCUGCUACGGCCUGUUUUACACCAUGUACUCUUGUCUGCAGACUUCAUUGUCGACCAUCUUUGUGGAGCAAUACCGAGUGUCCGGGCUUGCAGCAGGGUUGUCGUACUUGCCUUUUGGCGUGGCUUCGAUGACUGCGGCAAUCUUUGCAGGCAAACUUCUAGACAAGGAGUAUGCAAGGGUGGCUACAAGUCAAGGCAUUACGCUGGUCAAGGGCCGGCUAGACGACCUGACAGACUUUCCGAUUGAGCGCGCAAGGCUCGGAGUGACCAAGUACGCCGUCCUUCUUUGCGUGCCUUGUAUUGUCGGGUACGGAUGGGCAUUACAAUAUCACGCCGUACGUCAACUUCACGGUGAGUACAAGAACGAAUCACGACGCACGCCGAACGGGGGUACGGAGCUGACGACGGAGGCGCAGUCGCUCAACGCGCUUCUGGCCGACUACCACUCGGACAGGACGGCGACGGCGCAGGCGGCAUGCAACCUGUUCCGGUGCGAACUGGCGGCGGGGGCGCUGGCGCUGCUGGACGUGAUGCUGCGCCGGUUGGGGCCUGGGUGGUGCUUUGUGGUGAUUGCGGUGGUGCACGGCGUGGCGUUUCCGUCGGUGUGGGCGGUGGAGCGGUACGGGCUGGCGUGGCGCAGGAGCGGGAAGCAGGACAUCGGGGGCAAGUGA
Messenger RNA from Cordyceps militaris CM01, 1632 nucleotides. RefSeq names its product MFS transporter, putative. Gene Ontology annotation, biological process: transmembrane transport. Bases 1 to 1632 code for a protein of 543 amino acids. The record is from RefSeq and is a predicted model, not a curated record. The transcript has 5 exons. NCBI's taxonomy places the organism in Eukaryota, Fungi, Ascomycota, Sordariomycetes, Hypocreales, Cordycipitaceae. Gene Ontology annotation, cellular component: membrane. Gene Ontology annotation, molecular function: transmembrane transporter activity.